AUUUUUUUUCCUUCGUGCUUGGAAAACAUGUCACUUACGCAAGCAUCGUGCCGGAUAAAUACACUUCCCUUCAACGUUAUCAAGUGUAAAUAACAUGAAUUAUGAGUGACAAUGAUCUUCGACUAAAUCCGAAUGCCAAUAUUUUGGCUGGGGCCUGUGGAGGCCUAUUGUCGUUUGUGGUGGGGCAUCCUUUGGACACAGUGAAGGUGCAACUGCAAACCAUGCAAGCAUGUCCGAAAAGCGGCAAUUAUCCCUAUCAUGGAGCCCUUGAUUGCAUCCGGAAAAUCAUCUAUAAAGAUGGCUUUGGGGGUCUCUACCGAGGGAUGGGAGGAAUGAUCUACUUGGCCUUGCCCAGGUUUGCCUUGAUUUUCUAUGGCAAUGCCAUGGGAAAGAAUAUUUACCGAAACAUACAUGGAUCUGAGUCAGGGUUUGAUAUUAAGGAGGUGAUCUUUGCUGGGCUUUUCUCUCAACUGUUUAUUGUGCCAGCCCUGGUGGUGCCUUUGGAACGGAUCAAGGUCUUGAUGCAGACCAACCAUCCGGUGAAAUAUACUGGCCAAGUGCAUUGUUUGAAGUAUAUCGUGGCCAAUCAUGGGUUGCCUAGUCUGUACCGAGGGCUGUCUUUGACCUAUUUGCGUGAUAUGAGUAGUUUUGGCACCUAUUUUUUGACCUACGAGUCUCUGAAGCACAAGUUCCAUACAUCAAACGAAACACCUUCUUUGGGGUUGACCAUCUUGGCCGGAGGAUUGGCAGGCGUGGCUGGUUGGGGUAUGGCCAUUCCGGCAGAUACUGCCAAGAACAGACAUCAAGCCACGUUUGGAACAGGAUCCUCCUUCCAAACUGUGAAGAAAUUAUACCACAAAUAUGGAUGGCAAGGAUUCUACCGAGGAGCUAGGCCCAUUCUGAUCCGGGCUUUUCCGGCCAAUGCUGCCACAUUUGUUGGCUAUGAACUCGCAAUGGAUGUGAUGAGUCAAAACCGAAUGUUUUCCACGUGAA
This is a messenger RNA of Tigriopus californicus, 993 nucleotides long. Its product is annotated as mitochondrial carnitine/acylcarnitine carrier protein-like. NCBI's taxonomy places the organism in Eukaryota, Metazoa, Arthropoda, Copepoda, Harpacticoida, Harpacticidae. Gene Ontology annotation, biological process: carnitine transmembrane transport; mitochondrial transport. Gene Ontology annotation, cellular component: mitochondrial envelope. The record is from RefSeq and is a predicted model, not a curated record. Bases 102 to 992 code for a protein of 296 amino acids. Gene Ontology annotation, molecular function: O-acyl-L-carnitine transmembrane transporter activity. The transcript has a single exon.